Paramuricea clavata is the source of this 6965-nucleotide messenger RNA. The record is from the annotation of a GenBank genome assembly. Lineage: Eukaryota; Metazoa; Cnidaria; Anthozoa; Malacalcyonacea; Plexauridae.
AGGAAUAAUUUACAAGGCCGAAACACUCGAGUGGCAGUCGUUCUCAUUCAGAGAAAUGCCCCAAUUCCCCCAGGUAAUUUUUAGAUAUUUGAAAUUUUUUUCUGUGUCGACCAUAACUAAUUGACUCAAAAUGACCACAGUUAGUUUAAAAAAUAUUUUUGUUCAAUAUUCAGGUGAAGAUACGCAAGUGUCAGAAAGGGUUGCUGCGCUCUGCAGUGCUUGUGAUUUGUCAGCCAAAUCUCUUUUUGUCUUGCCAUUUACCGACCAUAUGGCAAAUUUAAAUGGAUAUACUACAAGGUAUUUUGUUUAAUCAGUAAACAAAGAUGCACCAUCCUAUGUUGUUUUAUUCUGAGGGUCUCCCAGGGGAGUCUGUGCUUCUGUGUUUCCAUAGAAAGUUGGGGCUUAGAAGGGGCCAAAGUCAACAAUGUGACAUGUGCAUGUAGUGUACAUAUGUAUCAGUAUAUUAAUGAAUUAUGACUGUACAAUUCAUCCAAUUUUGCCCUUUGCAUGUCACGUGAGAGUGACGAAAUUAGGCUGUCUCCCUCGCAACAGCGCGAGAGGGAGAUAAUACGUUAUCGACCGGCGAAUAAAAAAAUCACAUGCGCCAUAACGUGAAGAUGCGACCUUUGGCCAUGCCUAGUACGUAAUUAAAACUUUCGCUUUAAGUAACUGCAGUGUAGCCAGUGUUUAAUAUAACGUUUUAACAAUAAAAUAUUUCAUGUAUUUACGUUCAUUUGUUCUUUAAUUUGUUGUUUCUUUGACUAUUGAUAUAUAAUAAAACACUUAUUUACUGAGACCUCGGGAAAGCAGUGUGUUUUGUGGACCCUCGACCGUCUAUGUUUCCCUCAGCUUCGCCUCGGGAAACAUCAACAGUCUCGGGUCCACAAAACACACUGUUUCUCUCGGUCUCAGUAAAUAAGUGAUAAUUAAUGGUUGUUUUUUAACCAUUAAUCGGUUUUAUUGAUAUUAAUUAACAUUAUGGUGAUUAUACUGUAGUUUUACCAUGAAUGAUAUGGAUUGGUUUGUUCUAUAUUACAUCAUGGUCAUUAUCAUUUUUAACCCUUUAAAUGGCAAUGCACCCUGAUGCGCCCUACUUUAGUAUUUUACUCUGACUGUCUAAUGGCAGACAAUUUUACUCGUCACGUGAAGAGUGCUGCCACUCAAUGGGUUAACAUGAAUGAUAGGAAUGGGUUUUAUAUAUAUAUUACAUAAUGUUAAUUGCUGUGAAUAUUGCCAACAAAAUGUAAGUCUAAAAAAGUGAACCUGUAGAAAUUACCCUUUUGCACCGUAAACACCCAAACUUCAUUACCUCUGUGGAAGUUUAGAAUGCAUUGUAAUCGUACGAGCGUAUUAAAACUGCUUAAAUUGUACAUGAAAUUCUAAUUGAAAGUUGAAACGAUUCAACUGACUGCAGAGCAAAGAGUUUUUACUGUUUUACGCGCUGUGUUAAAUUAGUCAGCAUAAAAUUAUACUCGUAUGUUGAACGAUACCAACAACUUUUAAACAACUUCCCAUGCAUAAAAUUUCAUUUCAAUUGGAUUCAGUAUAGGACUCGGGCAUUCAAAUUAUAACAAUAAGGUGAAUUUCUAAAUUCACAUUUUUGAGACACCCUGUAUAUUGGUGGUAUUUAAACGGAACCCAUUAAUGAUACCAUUAAUGUGAAUUCCUACAGUUUGUAGAAGAAAAAACAUCGAUAGAAAUUGCGUACACUAUUAUUUUCACAUCAAUGAAUUUCAAUAUUUUUUUUCCUGUGACCUCUAGGAGACCCUCUCUAUUCUGUUUAACACAUGUAAAAUCUAUGUUUAACACAUGUGAUUCUAUUUUUCUGUUUUUUUCUAAGACUGGAAAAUGCAUUUCAUGAACUAGCUCAAAAUUACUACCAGGGAGAAGCAAAGAGGGUCAAAUCACACAAGGUAUAUUAUAAUAUUAUAUUACAAAUGCUGCAUGUAUUCUAUUUUAAUACUAAUAAUUUUUUGAAACGCACUUUUAAAAAUUGUACACAUGUGUUUAACAUACUUACUUGAUGUUUCCGUUCUUUUCAGGAAUUCCUGAACAAAUCUUUACAUCAGGUAAAUAUUUGCAUGUCACGUAUUUACGAUGAAAAGUUUUGAAAAUCGAAAAUGUUUUAGGUGUAUCUCUCAAAAAUGCUUUGUUUUAGCUUUAUUCCUAGUUUAUAUACAGUUGUAUAGCUACCUUUUUAAAUGCAUUUGCCGCUUGAGAAACAUAAAAUAAUUAUGGUAAAAUGUUGGCAAUUAAAAUACAAUUAAAAUGAUGCGUGGUUUAAAAGUGACGCCAUCUGACUUACUGUUCAGCAAUAUAAGCAAAACGUACUGAAUUCCAGACAUAAUUUUCUCUUUGGCGUACCAUCUAAAAUCUCUUCAUUUUAGCAUUAUUUUACAGAUAAAGCACUAAACAUACUUUUACAACACUACAGCUGUAAUUUGUGUCGUUUAUAACGCAUUUAUGGUCAUCACCACUCCACAAAGCUCUGAACAGAAUAUUAACUAAAUUACAGUAAAGUCACUUUACUCAAUGAGUUAAAGCUACACAUGUAUGGCAGUACAAAAUAUCUAUGCGGUUAUUUAAUUAGCCUGUUUUAAAUAGCUAAGGACCAUGCUGACAACAAUAUUUUUUACUUGUAUUUCAGCAAUUUUUUGUUCGUCAUCAGUUCAAGAUCGCGUUCUUCUCGGAAAUGCGACAAGAUUCUCAUUCAGCACUAAAGUAAGAAGUCAAAAUAAAAUAAUGAGAUUGCCUCAUUCAAUCUCACUCUUUGUUUUAUGUUUUAUCUAUCAGAAAAGACAGAAAUUUCAUUGUACAAUUGCUUCGUAUCAGGGGCGGAUCUAGCCUCGUUUGCAAGGAGGGGUGCAGGUUUUCCAUGGGGUGGUGCAUAAGGGAACCUUACUGCCCACUCUCCUCUGCAGUCUGCAACGCUACCAUCCCAACAGUACUAUUAGUUGAGAUGGCCGAAUCUGCAUGUUCGCUGUUCUGUUACAUUUUACAUUAUCUUUUGUUUAUAUCGACUUUUUAUCACGUAUGCGUGACUGGACAGUUGCUGUAGCACAAUACAGAAAAUUUGCUUGUUAAAGUACAGUAUAUUUGAAAAUAUGGCUGUAUAACAACCUCGAUAUGUUCACAUAUUUAAUCAUGAUAUUUAACUAAAGCAUUCUGAGUAUUUUCUCGAGCAUAAAUCAAUUAAAUCGUUUCAAGAAAUCGACACGCGCUAACAGUAGAAGUUCCGCUAAUCGCUAUUCAAAAAGUAGAAAAUGUAUGGUCAGGCAGAUCUUUUUAGGAUGGUGCUGGACUUCUCUAGGGGGAUGCUAGACACCACGGGGAGGCAGCCCCCUGCACCCCACUGUAGAUCCACCCCUGGCUUCGUGUACAUCUAUAUAUGGUUUAAUUCCCGAAGGUUACAACAUAAGAUUUUGUGCACUACAUCUGUUUUGAUGCACAUUUUAUGUAGACAUUACAAGCAAGCUUACUCUUUGCUCACUGAAAUUAAACAGAAUGAAAUGAACAUAUUGGAGAUUAAAAUUGUGGCUGGAUUUAUUAAUUAUAAGGUAAGAAUUAAGGCAGAGUAAGAAAGAAGGGUUUUGAUGGAAGGAGGGAGGUUAAAGAAUCGAUGGAAGAAUUUCUUCAUUUCCAUGUUAAAAUGUUUUUUAUUUAAAUAAAUUUAUUUAGAUAUGUCAUCUAAGUUUUCGUCUCAGCGCUCCACUUGACGCCAUCUCACAUUUCCGGAAACACAUUGACUUUUUCAAAGAGAGAGCUGGGAACCCAGAGCUGGCAUUUGAACAUCUUGCCUGGCUAUCAAAACAGUGAGUUCAUGUAAUUGUAACUAUUGUUUAGGGUCAAUGUUAUUUAUGGCGGGGGUUUGGCUCCGAAGAGAAAUGUUUUCUUGGUAAAAAUGUUGCUGAUCCAACCAUUAAAAAGACAGAAUUUUUCUUUACCCAACCUCGAAUAUCAAAUAAAAAAUAAAUACCCACCCCUGGCCAAAAACUUUACAAAAGGUACCAUUCAGUUGUCACAGAUGUCCUUUACCACUUCUGUGACGUGAGUUUGAUAACUGCUUGUGCAAUAUUCAGCAGUGUAAAAUUUCAUGUUGUUUCAACAUGUACUUUCUUUGGACACAGCAUUUGCCUCCACACAAAUCAGAAAAUGACCAAGAUUGUGACUCUGAUUGAUUCUCAUAUUGCAUGUAUUCAAAUGCAUACAUGAUGUAUUGAUGUUGACAUUUAAGAAAUAGAAAACAUUUUCCGUGUUUCUAUAGAGUUAUAGAAACACGCGUGAAAGUUUGGGAGAAACGAGAAAUUGCGUGGGAACACGAGCACGAAGUGCGAGUGUUUCCACGCAAUUUCGAGUUUCUCCCAAACUUUCACAAGUGUUUCUAUAAACUCUAUAGGAACACGGAAAAAAUGUUUUCUAUUUCCUUUAUUAAAUAACCUUUUAAAAACAAUAGAAAAGAUAAAUUUAUUGAUUUUAAUUGCUUUCAUUCAAAUAUUAAUUCCACCUUAAUAUACGUUCGUGCAUGCAAAGAAUAAUUAUAAAGGCAUGGGCCAUGGCGAAGAAAACAAGUAUAUCGCUGUCAAAACAACAGACAGCACUUAACAGGCUUACUUUACUAAAGUAUGUAAUUCACUCAACAAUGUACGUGCUUGCAUGCAAAGAAAGCACUGAUUCAAAUAGGUAGUGAACGUUUAAACAUGAUUAAAAACGAUAGUAAACAUGAUUAAAAACUUCGCGAGGAAAUAUUUUAAAAAGACAAAGUAAAAUUAAAAUAUCUUACCUUGGUAAACAGUCAAACAAAUACAACGUGUGCUAUAUACUUUGUGAUUUAGGUCUUCGCUUUCGAAGUAGCAAAGUGUUGCCUUUAUUUGUAACGGUUCUUCGGCGUUUUCGUUUUCAAUAUUAAAUAUUGUUUAUAUUUUGUCUUUUAAACUCCCGCGCAAUCCACGUAACCCGCGUGAAAAUUCCCCGUGUUUCUAUCGAGUUAUAGAAACACGUGUUUUUUGAGCUUUUGACCAAUCAGCGCCCGUGUUUUUAAAAGGCUAUUUUCUAAUGCUUUUUAGUCUUCAAUAUUUGAGUGAGUCAUGCUUUGGAAAUGACAAUGAUGUUUUAUUACCCAACCCUUGGCUAUUGUUUAUUUUCAUUGACCAAACCUUUUACUCACUCAAAAUUUUGUUUACCCAACCCUUUUCUCUUUGGUGUCCCCGCCGCCAUAAAUUAUGAUCGCGGUCUCUUAGUAUAAUAAAAAAUGGAAGCAAUGGCUGCAAAUUUUGAUAUUUAACAUUUUUAUUUAAUAUAAUUUUUCACGUUUAGAUUUAGUGUAUUUGGUGAUCUAUUCGACGAGGCCAUUAAAAAUGGACUUACGGCUAUCCAGGUAAUUUUUAUUCAAGGUUUUAGCCAUGACAGGAUGACAAGAAGCGGGAAAUGUUCCCGCCAAAAGUACGGCGCUUGUGAGGAAGGUUUCUGGUUGGUUACAUGACGAAUAAGAAGUAAUUUGAUUGGCUACGUGUAAUACUGGAAGCGAUCUAGAUUCUGUAAUGCAGUUUCGCUUGAAAUGGGAGAAUUCAUUUCAUGCCAUUUGAGAGUAUAUUGUUUCAUCUUAAUUAUCAUUAUUUAGACGCAACAUCCAGGAUUUUAUUACCAACAAUCCGCAAAUCACUCUGUUAUAAGAAGACAACUUUCCGAAGGCUUGUGUCAUCACAUCGUAAGUUUUAAAAGGCGACAAUCCGCUUUGAUCAAGUUAAAACAGUUCGACUUACCAUUCGUCCGUGUUUAAAUGCUGUUCUAAUUCGUUUAUUCAAAUGAAACUGCGUCUGUCUAUGCGUAUAGUUUUGACUACGUACUGUACGAGUACGAGAUUUUUGCCGUCAAAAGCAUAGCCAACUUCAGAUGGUUGGCUCUAUUUUUGGCGGGAAAAAUCUCGUAUACUCGACUACUCAUAUACUGCUAUACUCGUAUAUAGUCGAAACUAAACCUCAGAAUAAUAUCAGGCAUAAUUUGCUCCCGGAAACAUUGAUAUAGAUCGCACUAUCGUAGCUAGUUGGUCUGGCAAUUUGAGAGUUUACAAGUGAGAGUUUGCAUGAGAGUUUUUUCAACUCGCAUGCCCCGGUCGAGAACAAGAGUUGCUUGAGAGUUGACUGGAUAUUACUGCGCGCGCGUGGCGAGAACUCUCUCAGCUCCCGUAAUAGUUGUAAACACAACAGUAUUUACAAGCUUUUAGUAAUUUUUUCAUUAGAAAUUGUCUUAAAGAACACCUCUACACACUGUUCAACAAAACUUUGUAGCUUUCUUCGUGUUUGGCGAAACUGCAACUUCGUUUGGUACACAAACUGGCUCGUCUGUAACUGAUAAUUAGCUUUUACCGCUUUUUUACAUGCACAACUGCCCCCCAGGGCCGCCGAGAGAGGGGGAGGAGGGCAAACUGCCCCGGGCCCCCACCUUAAUAGGGCCCCAACAUGAGAGCGAGAGCCUAAAAUUGAGUAGGUUCUUUAAAUUGGUCAGAGCAUUUUUGAAAUUGAGGGCCCCUUACAGUAACUCCACAUGCAGUCUAUCUAGCUAAGGUCUAGUUUGGUCUAGCUUAAAAAUAAUGAUGUCAAGGGGCUCCCAGGGAAGAUUUGCCCCGGGCCCAGCGAAUUCUGCCGGCCCCUGUAAUAUAUAAAUCCCAACAGUCAAUAAUGUUUCAUUACCUUAAGACUAUGCUUUUAUUUCUUAGCCUCCAGACACGGUAUCAUUCAAUCCCUUAGAGCAAGCGGGAAAUUUGGAAUAUUUUGGUCAAAGACCGUGGAGGCAGCAACAUCAAGGUACAAUGGGGUAUAUAUUGGUAUAUCUUCGGAUUAUACUAUCACGGUGUCCCAUGUUGACCCGCAGUAACACUCUGUAUUUCAGGCGAUAAACCACCUGACCAAGCAAAAGAAAAUAGUGGAAUCUUAGCUCUUCAAGCGCAAGAAACGAUGGUCGAUCACUGU